Molecule: messenger RNA, 492 nt
Organism: Fusarium vanettenii 77-13-4
Lineage: Eukaryota; Fungi; Ascomycota; Sordariomycetes; Hypocreales; Nectriaceae
Exons: 7
Coding region: 1-492 (163 amino acids)
Source: RefSeq, a predicted model, not a curated record
AUGGCGCCAAGUCCCAAGACUUUUGACAGUGACGACAGUGUCCUUGACCCAGCUAUCAAAGCGCAUAUCGCAAGCCUAUACUACGCUGUGGAUAACAAAGAGCUUGAAAGAUGGGGUUCACACUUCACCGAUGACGCUGAGUUGAAGAAAGGCGCGACCAACGUCAAGUGCAGAGAGACUGGACUAGACUUGGUCGAACUUGUCACUAAGUCCUGGGCUGUUGUUCAGAGUCGUGAUCAUACCGUUUAUAAGGUCUUUCCAUUCGGUGCCAACUCUGAUGAGGUGAUGAUGCACGGGCGAAGCAACAAUGUGUCCCUGGAUGGCGUGAAGUCCACUUUCACCUGGGCCGCCCGCAUGCACUUCCGCAAAGCAGAGGACGGUAGCGUACUAAUUGACAAAUACACUAUCAUUGUGCUGCUAAGCCUAACGGCGUCGUUGAAGUCGCGUAUAGCGAGGUGCGAGAGGGAUCUUACUAUGGGCGCUAUUAACUAG